CGUUUCAGGACCCAGGGAGGACUCUUCGCAGACAAACAACUUUGAGAUCAAAACAAUCUCUGAGGAACUGCUGCUGCCCGGACCCUUCUCUACACAACGGCCACACCCGAAGAAAAACAUACUUUUACUUGGUCAGGUAGGUCAAAGUAUCGCAACAGAGGCAAGAUGAUCGGAAAGAUUCUUUCUCAUCUGCUGGGGAGUGCUGGCGAGGACUGUGACGUAGCCGACGACACUUUUGAAGAGCUGAUGGAAUUUGAGGAGGGAGGAUGGGUCAUUGUUAAUCUCCCAGAGAACGGGCCGCUAUCAGCCCCCGAGGUGGAUCCCCUCGAGAACCUGCUGAUUGAGCACCCUAGCAUGUCUGUCUACCAGAUGAGAUGCGGGAUGAGUGGAGAGGAGGAGGAGGAGGAGCAAGGCUUUGACGAAGACGAAGAGGACACUUCGAGGCCAGUGGCAGUGAGGCAGCACAUAUCUUGGCAUCUGGCUGCCUGGGGAAUCCCUCUGCCCUGCAACAUCCAGCUGCUGGCUGUCCAGAGAGCCAGGACCCAGGCUGAGCGGAAGAAGCUAAGCCGCAGCUCCCUCCACAGGCAGAACCUCACUAAGCCACGAUUCUCCCCAGCAGAGAAGCGCUACAGCCACUUCAAGCAGCCCUGCCAGCGCCUGUACAACUACUGAAAAGUAGUGAUGAAACUGCUCAUAAUGGUGUGUCUCAAGUUGCCCCCACCACAGUCCAGUGUGCAGAAUGGUGCCUAGACUUUGAAAUACUCUGAUUUCAUUGCAACACGUUUGUAUUUUGAUUUUAAUGUAGGCUACGUGCACUGCAAUCCUCACAUCUGAAAGCACUGAGAACAAUGACAUCAAUCUCCUGAUAUGACAGUCAGUCCCUCAGAUUGGAAACCAUUAGUAACAAAGUUACUUUCAAACAAAAAUGUUUGUACAUUAGCAGUGAGAACAUGAGUUGUUUGACUUGUUUAGAUUGAUUAAGUGUGUGAAGUUAUUGUAAAGGAGUUGUUACCGUUGCAGUGUGUGACACUGUUCCCAAUGAGAAAAACUCAAGCCUGUUGAAUACUUUGCAUAAUCUAAUUAUGAUGCAGUUGGAGUAUGGCCGAUUUUGAUAGGGUAUUCCUUGGUUGUAUUCAGUAUGUAUUAUAACAUGUGCCUCAGCUUUAGACGUUGUUUUUACAAGUGUAUUAAAAGUUAAUUUCAUACCAUGUUCCCCGGUACAGUAUUCCUGUCAUGUGAAAACAUUAACGAUACUCUGGGAAUUCCAUAAAAUAAAUUUUCCCUCUGUUUCAAAUUGAGUCCGCAUAAGGAAUAUUCACAAAACCCCUGUUCAAGUUUUGUACUGAGUGUACCAUUUUGUACUUUUCAGCAGGUACUCACUUUUAGUCUCACGAGUGUAAAUACAGUUGAAUAUUAUGUUUUUCUAUUUGUGUGUAUUUAUGAAAUGUACAAAAAAAUUCAAAUAA
Molecule: messenger RNA, 1466 nt
Organism: Xiphias gladius (swordfish)
Lineage: Eukaryota; Metazoa; Chordata; Actinopteri; Istiophoriformes; Xiphiidae
Exons: 4
Coding region: 166-672 (168 amino acids)
Biological process (GO): autophagosome assembly; positive regulation of DNA-templated transcription
Cellular component (GO): autophagosome; nucleus
Source: RefSeq, a predicted model, not a curated record